Anastrepha obliqua is the source of this 547-nucleotide messenger RNA. Its product is annotated as 28S ribosomal protein S35, mitochondrial-like. NCBI's taxonomy places the organism in Eukaryota, Metazoa, Arthropoda, Insecta, Diptera, Tephritidae. Gene Ontology annotation, molecular function: structural constituent of ribosome. The transcript has 4 exons. The coding region runs from base 1 to 513 and encodes 170 amino acids. Gene Ontology annotation, biological process: mitochondrial translation. Gene Ontology annotation, cellular component: mitochondrial small ribosomal subunit. The record is from RefSeq and is a predicted model, not a curated record.
AUGACUCGGGUUUUCUUUCCCGAACAAGGGCUGCCGCCCCACACUGAUUACUGUCACGCUCUGCCCACCAUACGAAAUCCAGAGGCUAGACGAAUAACACUAAAAAUUAAGUUGUCUGACUUGAAAUUUGAUGCGCAUGCAAAAGACAAAUUUUUACGUCUGGUUGGUGAUCGGUAUAAUCCGUGCACGGAUAUGUUAACUAUUGUUGCAGAUCGCUGUCCUCUGAGGAAACAAAAUUAUGACUAUGCCAUGUACUUAUUAACUGCAUGCUAUCAUGAAUCAUUUGUUACUGAACCAUGGGAAGCCAACAAAUCAGAAUAUGUAAAUUUGGAGUUUGUGGGCUAUAAUAAAUUGGGAGAACUCAUGGAUACUACGCAAAAACUGCAGGUCAAUCGAAGCUUUGCACAAAGCGUAGAAAAUCUAAUAAACGAAGGCGAAAACGAAUAUAAUUUAGGACGAUAUAAAGAAGAGGUUUUAAAGCUGCUAAAUAUAAGUACAACACAGUCUGCUUGAUGUGCGAGAUAUUUUUCCGGCACUUUGCGUAAAA